Messenger RNA from Leishmania mexicana MHOM/GT/2001/U1103, 2169 nucleotides. RefSeq lists its product as hypothetical. NCBI's taxonomy places the organism in Eukaryota, Euglenozoa, Kinetoplastea, Trypanosomatida, Trypanosomatidae. The record is from RefSeq and is a predicted model, not a curated record. Bases 1 to 2169 code for a protein of 722 amino acids. The transcript has a single exon.
AUGAAGCCCGCAGCGCCACCGCUCCAUGCCCCACACCCUCCUCUGACAGCCCGCAGCGACCCGAACAGCACCGCCGUCUCGCGCAGCGGUACUGCCGCCGUGGCGGCAAUGCCCGAGACACAGGUGCGCCGUCGGCUUGCCGAGGUAGAGAUGCGGCUGCGUGACAUGGAAGAGGAGGCGAGGCGCACCCGCGUGCUGCAGGAGCAAGAGAUCGGAAACCUCGAGCGUGACAACGUGAAGCUGCGCGAGCGGCUCGAGGAAAUUCGCAUGGAGGAGUGCAUGUCGCUGGCUGAAGCGCACGCGUUUCGGGACCACACCAGCCACCAUCUCACCGGCGGUGCAGCGGCUUCUCAUGCAGAGUCGAAGCUUCUUGGGUCGACCACUCUAAAGUACCAGAAUGCCAAGGCCGAAGUUCAAAGGCGGCGCCGCGAGUGCGCCCAGGCGGAGCGCCAGCUCGCGGAGGCGCGGACCCGUCUUACCGAUGUGCGGAAGGCUCGCAAGGAACUGAAGGGGCGGAGCCUCGCGGCCGAGAUAUCGGCUUCGGUGCGCGUCGCGGCGGCUGACAACUAUAGGGCGCUGAUCCACGAGCGGCUCCGCGGCUUAGAAGAGCAGGUGGCGCGUGAGCAGGAGCGCUUCAACGGUAUCGCGACGGAGGCGAAGCAAGCGCGCAUCGAGAUUGACGCGCUGCUGGUGAGUCAGACGAGCAAUGAAAAGGUGUGCCGCCACUUGUACGAUGCGCUGCUGGUGAAGCGUCGCGAGAUGGCGUACCUGAUGGAGGUGUGCAACCUCCUGUGCGAGGAGCGCCAGCAAGUCGUUGCCGAGCUCACGGAGGUUCAGGCACGCAUGGCAGAGCAGAGUCACCAGUACGAGGCUGCCUUCGACGAGCUGACGGGCGUACAAGACGAGAACGCCAAGACGCAGGCUGCAAAUCGAGAGCAGCUGGACGAGCUGCGUCGACUCAUCGCGCAGACACGGACAGAGCGGGAGGCGCUGGAGGAGGAGAACCGUUGCGCCAAAACCGCCAUAGAGCAGCAACGUCGUCGCACCGUUGGUGGCCGUCUCAAAGAUGAGGCGAACGUCACGACUACCAGCGAGGCAAGCCGAGGCAGCAGUGCCCUUGAUGGUGAGUGCGGCAUCGUGGCCGCCGGCGAGGCCGAAGGUGUUGGCGGGGAUGGCGGUGCAGAGCUGCGGACCCCAGAGAGCGCGUCGUCGCUCGACGCCACCCAGGCGCAGAUCCGCAUGUUCGAUGACUACUACCGGAAGCUCUCCGCCAUUGUGCAGAGCGACGCCAUCGAGGACGUGGCCGGGUUCAUGGAUGCAGCCGCCGACGAGCGGUACAAAGUCUUUGACGAGAUGAACGCCAUCGAGCGCAACAUGGCGGCGCUCGAGACGGAGAAGGCGGCGCUGACGGCGCAGCUCAGUAGGGCUGGCAGUGUUCGCCCAGCCACCGUCUCGGAGUCGGAGCAGCAGCCGUCCCCACCCACCGCGCUCGCAACGCUCGCUGCUGCUGACACGCUCGAGGCCCUUGCCGCGGUCACAACCACCAUGGCAGCCGGGACGAGCGGCGGCACAAGCGCACUUGGCGCGUCGACCGACGGCACGCAGGAACGCUGUAACCGCAUGGCAGACCUCCUCGACGAUCUUGGUGCUACGCGCGACCUCGUGUUUGAGCAGGAGGAGGCGCAGGAGACGAGCGCGGCGGUGCUGACACAGGUGGUGGCGCAGGUGAAUCAACUGUUUCGCGGACUCGGCUGCAGCGUAGACGAGCUCCGCGCCCUCACCGGGAUGGAAGGGGUACAGCAGACCACCCUGCUCCAGUGCCUCGCCAUGAUUGAGCAGCGCGCCAGUGAAUACCUGAUAGCGUACUCGCGUCGGCAGCAGAGGCAACCUUCGCAAGCGGCGGGGGCGGCGCUCCCCUCGCGCAACGCAGCGCGCACAAUCCUUCGCCGACCCGAUUUGCAGCCGAAGACACACAAAAAUGCGGUGGAGGCCACCGUGAAGCAACACGCGCUGCCUCGCUCAACGGACGUGAGGACAGGGAUACCCACCGUCGCCGCGCUUGCUGUCGGCGGCAGUUUCACCUUAGAUGACCUUGUGGAGGAACGUCCUUUGUCGACGGCGGAGCUGAGGAAGGUGGUAGAGGCGAAGCGCAUCCUGGCACAGCCUUGA